This is a messenger RNA of Acipenser ruthenus (sterlet), 2471 nucleotides long. Its product is annotated as protein disulfide-isomerase A6-like. Bases 124 to 1452 code for a protein of 442 amino acids. Gene Ontology annotation, cellular component: endoplasmic reticulum lumen. NCBI's taxonomy places the organism in Eukaryota, Metazoa, Chordata, Actinopteri, Acipenseriformes, Acipenseridae. Gene Ontology annotation, biological process: response to endoplasmic reticulum stress. Gene Ontology annotation, molecular function: protein disulfide isomerase activity; protein-disulfide reductase activity. The transcript has 13 exons. The record is from RefSeq and is a predicted model, not a curated record.
AAACAGGCCAAUCAGAGGCCGACACGGCGAGGUUUAGUAUCUUUUUUGAGCCCACUUCUUCGUACGUGAGCGGCACUAGCACAAGGAACAGAGAGCUGAUUCAGGGAAGAGAUAGGUUUGCGGAUGGUGGUAGCAUCAAACAUGAAAAACUUAAUAGGUACGGUGGCCUGUACGUUGUUUCUGACUGUAAGUGGUUUUUACUCGUCAAGCGAUGAUGUUGUUGAAUUAACUCCGGCAAACUUCAACAAAGAAGUUUUACAGAGCGACAGCUUAUGGCUGGUAGAGUUCUAUGCUCCGUGGUGUGGUCACUGUCAAAGCCUCACACCACACUGGAAGAAGGCAGCCACAGCUCUCAAAGGAGUAGUCAAAAUUGGUGCAGUGGAUGCAGAUCAGCACAAGUCUCUGGGCGGUCAGUAUGGCAUUCGGGGGUUUCCUACAAUCAAAAUCUUUGGAUCCAAUAAGAACAAGGCAGAGGAUUAUCAAGGUGCAAGGAGCAGCCAAGCCAUUGUCGAUUCAGCCCUGAAUUCCCUCCGGUCCAUGGUCAAGGAAAGGCUUGAGGGGAAAACCAGUGGCUCUGAUCAAGGAAGACAGAGCAGUGGAGGCAAGAAAGAUGUCGUUGAUCUGACCGAUGACGACUUUGAUAAAAAGGUUUUGAACAGUGACGACAUCUGGUUGGUGGAGUUCUAUGCACCUUGGUGUGGCCAUUGUAAAAACCUUGAACCAGUGUGGGCGGCAGCAGCAUCUGAAGUGAAAGAACAGACAAAAGGCAAAGUGAAGCUUGGAGCAGUAGAUGCAACAGUGCAUCAGAUGAUAGCUAGCAGAUAUGGGAUUCAAGGAUUUCCUACAAUUAAAGUGUUCCGUAAAGGAGAGCAGCCAGAGGACUAUGAAGGUGGACGAUCCAAAGCUGACAUUGUUGCUCGUGCUCUUGAUCUGUUCUCGGACAAUGCAGCACCACCUGAGCUGCUGGAGAUCCUUAAUGGGGACAUUUUGAAGAAGACCUGUGAAGAUUAUCAACUGUGUAUCAUUGCGGCUCUGCCUCACAUCCUCGACACAGGAGCUUCUGGCAGAAAUGGCUACCUGGAAGUAAUGAUGAAAAUGGCUGAAAAGUACAAGAAAAAGAUGUGGGGGUGGCUGUGGACAGAGGCUGGAGUUCAGAUGGAUCUUGAGCAGUCUCUGGGGAUUGGAGGCUUUGGAUACCCAGCCAUGGCUGCGAUCAACUAUAGAAAAAUGAAAUUUGCCCUUUUGAAAGGGUCCUUCAGUGAACAGGGAAUUCAUGAGUUUUUGAGGGAUCUUUCAAUGGGUCGUGGAUCUACAGCUACUGUGGGUGGAGGCACACUUCCGAACAUUAAUUCAGUCGAGCCUUGGGAUGGCAAAGACGGAGAGCUUCCCGUUGAAGAUGACAUUGACCUGAGUGACGUGGAGCUGGAUGAUCUUGGAAGAAUUGAGUUAUGAGAAUAUCAAGUCUGAUUUAUUCACUUAUUGUUAAGAAAACGGACCAAACUCCCUUUUAAUCAUCUUUCAGUCAAACCGAUUCAUCAUGGGAUUAGUAAAUCCAAAACCUGUGGCAGCCAUUGAGAAACAUUCUUGCAUUUGUUUUAGUUGAACAUUUGUAAUGGUGGACGAGUUACCAAGAUAAGAAUACUACAGUUCUAUAAAGCACACUGUCCAGUUGUUCAAUAAGCAGCACUUUCUAAUAUUCUCAGAAAUUGACUUACGAAUCCAGUUUAUUGAACACGGUUUGGCUGGAUGACAAACAUCCUUCUUUAUCCUGUCAUUUUUUAUUUUCUAAUAGUAGGCCUUCGAAGUUGAAUGUAUGCUUUCCAAUUUUAAUAUGUGGUCACUAAAAGACAGAGGGAAGUUGGGUAUUCUUGUACAUUUGUUACAUCACCGUCAACUCUGAUUGUGAAAAAUACAUUUAUUUUAUUUUUUUUUUGGGGGGGGGGGGGGGGGGGGGGAGAUGGAUUUGUUUUUGUUUAUUUUGCAUGUGUAAUUGUUUGAUGGGUUGGGAGGCUUCUUAUGGUAACAAAGAAGGUUGGUGUUGAGAUUAAGAACUAAAUAGACUGGUUUGUGGAAGUGCUUGCCAGGUUUCUCCACACUGGAGAUGUAUGACCCAAGUGGCUGGUUACGUUUUCAGGGAAGCCAUGGAAACAGUCUGUGGUUUGAGGAUGUGUGAGAAUGGAACAAAGAUAAGAGUAAAAAGUAUACAUUUUGCUUGCGGUGUCCACUCACCACAGAUGGGUGACUGUUUGUUUACUAUUUGCAAUUGUGUACCCUUGAAAAAAAUUGCUGUAAAAUAAAGACCUGGAACAUACAUUUUCUUAAGACUGAUUGUCAGAUUAUAUUAGGGAUUUGCCUAACAAACCUGAUUACGUUUGCAAAGUCAGGCACAUACCUUCCAUUUGCCAAUUGAUAGUUGCUUUUUGCUAUUUCAAUUUGGUCUGGGAAUAAAAAUGAGUUUAAUUUGUGAGUAA